AUGAGGACUCAAGCUAUUGCCGCCCUUUUUCUGUCUUUCGUGACUCUUGCAACUGCAUGUUCCGACGCAACUGCAUGUGUUAAUGGUGGACACCAGAGAGUUAAGCGUGAUGAGGGAAUCAUUGAGUACGCCGCUGUAACGUUGUUAGAUACCGCUUGCGAGACUGAAUUUCACCCCGAUCAGCUUGAUAUUGCCUGGGUGGAGCUCAUUGCCUCCAACACAAUUCUGCGGGUGAACGUGACAAGUGGUGAGCAACAGCGGUUCCCGCUCAAGAAUCCCGCCGGACUCCCCAGUGGCAUGGAGUUCCUGCCCGAUGGUUACCUGUGGUUAUCCGAAGUAGCCGGCAACAGCAUGGUAAGGUUGGAUCCAGCGGAUGGCAGCAUGACUGAAUAUCCGUUCCCGUGGAGCAACAUCACAGUCAUCGACGAUCUCCCUGUCGGUAUUCGCGUAACCAUUGAUGUCUCCGGCAACCGUGACCGUGGAGCUUGGUUCACAGCCGUCGGUCUGAAUGGUAUUGGCCGCAUUGAUAUUGACACCUUUGAAUAUGAGAUUUUCCCGUUACCCAACCUUCUGUCGGCUCCACUCAUUAUCCAAGGUGGCCCGGGAUCUACCAUGGUGUUUUCGGAAAUCUUGGGAAACAGGGUCGGCACCAUUGACGUGAACACCAAAGAGAUCAAAGAGUACGAAAUCCCAACGCCGCUAUCACUGCCACAAGGUGUAGCGACAGACCCCGACGGUCUCAUUUGGUGGUCCGGUACCGGCAGUGGAAACAUUGGUACCAUCAAUGUGACGACGGGCGAAGUGACUGAGAUAUCCAUCGCCGAAAUUCGGGCUAGUGGUAAUUCUACUGUGGUGGGUGAUCCCGGUAGCAUUGGGUCCUCCGGUGCUCUGGCGCUACCAGGUCCAAUCCGCGUCGGUGCUGAUGGCAAGGUCUACUUUGUGGAAGGCAACUUGGUCUUUUUGGGCAAUCGGGUUGGGCAAUAUGACCCAAAAACCAAGCAACUUGUGGAGUUCUUGACACCAACCAGUCUCAGCGGCCCGUGUGAUAUCAACAACCAACAUCCGGACGCCAUGUACUUCGCAGAGUUUACAGGUGCCCAUCUUGGUCGACUCGACUACUGA
This is a messenger RNA of Talaromyces rugulosus, 1122 nucleotides long. RefSeq lists its product as uncharacterized. Gene Ontology annotation, molecular function: protein binding. The transcript has a single exon. Bases 1 to 1122 code for a protein of 373 amino acids. The record is from RefSeq and is a predicted model, not a curated record. Lineage: Eukaryota; Fungi; Ascomycota; Eurotiomycetes; Eurotiales; Trichocomaceae.